CGUUAUACUUAACAAUAUGGAACUUGACUUUGAUGACUUCAUUAUUCUCCAGGUACUAUUCCGAAAGAGAUUGGAAAUCUUCAUAAUUUAUGGUUCAUGUGGUUGGGUUCCAACGAACUUAGCGGAUCAAUCCCGAGAGAAGUGGGGAACAUGACAGCUCUUUCUGACUUACGGCUCGACAAUAAUAGUUUAAGUGGUAUUAGAACUCUUUUAGCGAGUUAAUUUCUUUUUUUGGGGAUUCCCACAAACUUAGUGGAGCUUUAAUUGCACCCACAAAUUUAGAAUAUUAGAACUCUUUGUCGCUCACACCUUUUUAACAUUUAUUUAACUUUUCCGCCAGGUACUAUUCCUAAAGAGAUUGGAAAUCUUCGUAAUUUACAGUACAUAAAUUUGUCUUCCAACAAACUUAGUGGAUCAAUCCCGAGAGAAGUGGGGAACAUGACAGCUCUUGACGGGUUAUUGCUCGACAAUAAUACUUUAAGUGGAGUUAUUCCACAAGAGAUACAUCAUCUUCAUAAUUUAACAGUAUUGGACUUGAGUUCGAACAAGUUAUCAGGCACCUUGCCACCAACCAUUUUCAACAUGUCUUCCUUGGCAUGGAUUGACUUAUCAAGUAACACACUUAGCGGGGCAUUGCCUUCAGAAAUUGGGAACAAGAAAGCAGUACUAGAGUUUUUAUCCCUUGAAAACAAUGCUUUAACCGGUACUAUUCCGAGAGAAAUUGGGAACGUGGAAGCACUACAAUAUUUAUACCUUGGAAACAAUGGUUUAACCGGAGUUAUUCCACAAGAGAUACAUCAUCUUCAUAAUUUAAUAGCGUUGGGCUUGAGUUUGAACAAGUUGUCAGGCACCUUGCCACCAACCAUUUUCAACAUGUCUUCCUUGGCAUGGAUUGACUUAUCAAGUAACACACUUAGCGGGGCAUUGCCUUCAGAAAUUGGGAACAUGAAAGCACUAUCUACUUUACUACUUGAGAACAAUGCCUUAACCGGUACUAUUCCAUCCUCCAUCUGUAAUUUGACAUCUCUUGGAUUUCUUGUUCUCUCAAAUAACACCUUGGAAGGAACAAUUCCACAAUGCUUUGGAAAUUUGAGCAAAUCUUUGCUCAUUUUUCAUUUAAAUGUAAAUCAGUUUAGUGGUCUCAUUCCAUCAUCAUUUAGCAAGGGAUGUGGCCUUGUGUCCAUCAAUUUGAAUGGUAAUAAAUUGCAAGGACCAUUACCUAAAUCCUUGAUCAAUUGCGGAAGUCUACGAGGCCUCGAUGUUGGAAACAAUAGAAUACAAGACGAAUUUCCCUUUUGGAUGGAUGGUCUUCCUCAGCUUCGAGUGUUGGUCUUGAGGUCUAACAAGUUUUAUGGUAACAUGUCAAUUCCUUCGCAAACCAAGAUUCCAUUUCAUAAUUUGCAAGUUUUAGAUAUAUCUCAGAAUAGAUUUGUGGGCUCUCUGCCUCAAGGAUAUUUCAAGAAUUUCAGAGCAAUGAUAGAGGUAAAUGAAACAAGCUUAUCAACUAACGACACCCGUUUUAAAGAUUAUGUGGAGAUGAGGCUCACCUUGAAAGGUCUGGAUCAAUUAUUACAGAGAUUGUUGUCAGCCUUUACAACAAUCGACUUAUCCUCCAAUAGAUUUUCUGGGAGUAUUCCACAUUCCAUAGGAAAUCUUAAGAUUCUCAAAUACUUGAAUCUGUCCCACAAUAACCUCAUAGGAAAUAUCCCUUCAUCUCUUGGAAAUUUGAGUGAACUUGAAUCUUUAGACUUGUCGGUGAACAAGUUGGAUGGAGAAAUUCCAAGUGAAUUGACAGGGUUGACAUUUCUUGCGAAAUUAAACCUUUCAAUGAAUAAUUUUGUGGGACAAAUACCACAGUCUAAGCAGUUUUCCACAUUUGAGAAUGAUUCAUACGUGGGAAACUGGAGACUGUGUGGAGUUCCGUUGACGAGAAAAUGCAACGACGAGAACAGGCAUCAGAUGCAGCCAGAAGAAGAUGAUGAUGAAGAAGAUGAGUUUGGAUUUAUAGAUGGAUUUGGAUGGAGAAGUGUGGUGAUGGGAUAUGGAAGUGGAUUCGUAGUUGGAAUUGGAAUUGGUUACAUUAUCAUUAGAAAUGGAAGGCCAAGAUGGUUAGUGGAAUUCUUUUUUGGCAUUGGAUAUAAUAAUAAUAAGAAGAAGAAGAAGAAGAAGAGACGCAGCAGAGCUACACCAACACCAACACGCAGGAGAACUUAAUUGAAGGCUUGUGCUCGAAUUGUGUUUUCUUUUUCUUAUUUCCUUUGUAAUGGCUACGUUAGUGUGUUUUUAGAGUUUACGAAAUGUUGUUGUUUGUUCAAAUAUGUGAAGUUUUAAUUUUAUCUC
Molecule: messenger RNA, 2340 nt
Organism: Salvia miltiorrhiza (redroot sage)
Lineage: Eukaryota; Viridiplantae; Streptophyta; Magnoliopsida; Lamiales; Lamiaceae
Product: receptor-like protein 9DC3
Exons: 5
Coding region: 439-2214 (591 amino acids)
Molecular function (GO): protein binding
Source: RefSeq, a predicted model, not a curated record